UCUGUGUUUCUGCGCGCAAUUACGCGCCGCUCGUGACGCGCGGUGACGCACGCGAAAACCUGAAUGAAACCGUCAGGGAUCAAACUGGUUGUAUUCUGACCCUGAAACUAAACACGGUUUCAUCGAAAUAUCUAAGUUUAAUCCAGCUCGAACUGCUGUGAGAGAGCGUCGCUCGGUCACGAGUGUGGUUACGUCUGACUGGCUCUCUGUAGUGACUGAUGCACCGUUACCGGCGCGCCCCGUGAUUCUCCAUCAUCUCCAUCAUGUCAGAUCAGCCCUCAUCUCCUCCAGCCGGACACAAGCCCACCCUCCGGGCGCCGGGGUCCUCUCAGAGCCGCUUCCAGGUGGAUCCGGUGGCGGAGGCGGCGGCGGCGGCAGCAGCGGCGGGCGUCGCUCCUAAAACCCCGCCGGGAUCGCGCUCCUCCACCGGUGAGGAGUCCAAGAGCCGGUUCCGGGUGGUGAACUUCUUAAGCCCGUCUGACGCCGCGCCUGACGCGGGAUUGAACGGAGACACGGUGAGGAGCGAGGCGAGCCUGCACUCGUCCACCGGGGGUCUCAGUCACUUCUCGGACACGCACUCCAGCACGUAUUACCUGCGCACAUUCGGGCACAACACCAUCGACGCGGUGCCCAACAUCGACUUCUACCGGCAGACCGCGGCUCCGCUCGGGGAGAAGCUCGUGCGCCCGUCGCUGUCGGAGCUCCACGAUGAACUCGACAAGGAGCCGUUUGAGGAGGGGUUCCCCAACGGAGAGGAGCUCACGGCCGCCGAGAUCAUCACAGCCAAAGAACUGUCCGAUUCAAAGGGAGGCACGGUGAAGUUCGGCUGGGUCAAAGGAGUGCUGAUACGAUGCAUGCUGAACAUCUGGGGAGUGAUGCUGUUCAUCAGGAUGUCGUGGAUCGUGGGUCAGGCGGGCAUCGCUCUGUCCUGUGCCAUCGUUCUCAUGGCUAUCGUGGUGACGUCUAUCACUGGACUCUCAACAUCAGCUAUUGCCACCAACGGCUUCGUGCGUGGAGGCGGGGCAUAUUACCUGAUCUCCAGGAGUUUGGGUCCAGAGUUUGGAGGAUCCAUUGGUCUGAUCUUUGCCUUUGCCAAUGCUGUCGCUGUGGCCAUGUAUGUCGUAGGUUUUGCAGAAACCGUCGUUGAGCUUCUGGAUAGUAUAGACGCUCUCAUGACGGAUGAGAUCAAUGACAUCAGGAUCGUCGGCACGCUCACCGCCGUCUUACUGCUGGGCAUCUCUGUCGCUGGAAUGGAGUGGGAGGCAAAAGCCCAGAUUGUGUUAAUGGUGAUUCUUGUGGCGGCUAUUUGCAACUACUUCAUCGGAUCCUUCAUCCCUUUGAAGUCGAAGGAGCCUCAAGGCUUCUUCGGUUAUAACGCUGCCAUAAUGAUGGAGAACAUGGGUCCAGACUUCAGAGAUGACGAAACCUUCUUCUCCGUCUUUGCCAUCUUCUUCCCGGCCGCCACAGGAAUCCUAGCGGGAGCCAAUAUAUCAGGAGACCUGGCGGAUCCACAGUUAGCGAUUCCGAAAGGAACUCUCCUGGCGAUCCUCAUAACUGGAGUGGUUUACAUCGCUGUUGCCAUCUCGAACGGCUCUUGUAUCGUGCGGGACGCCACAGGCGAUGAUAAUGACACCAUGGUGGGCUCGCUGGAGAACUGCACCGACGCCGCCUGCACGCUGGGAUACGACUUCUCCAUCUGUAAAGAGGGCGGCUGCAAGUACGGCCUUCAGAACGACUUCCAGGUGAUGAGUUUGGUGUCUGGCUUCGGGCCGCUCAUCACAGCUGGGAUAUUCUCGGCCACUCUCUCAUCAGCGCUUGCUUCUCUGGUCAGCGCUCCCAAAGUCUUCCAGGCCUUGUGUAAGGAUAGAAUCUACCCUGGAAUGCAUGUGUUUGCCAAAGGAUACGGGAAGAACAAAGAGCCUCUGCGCGCUUAUGUCCUCACCUUCAUCAUCGGCCUGGCCUUCAUCCUGAUCGCUCAGUUGAACGUCAUCGCUCCCAUCAUUUCCAACUUCUUCUUGGCUUCUUACGCCUUGAUAAAUUUCUCUGUUUUCCACGCGUCGCUGGCGAACUCCCCAGGAUGGCGUCCGAGCUUCAAAUACUACAACAAGUGGGUGUCGUUAGCCGGAGCCGUGCUGUGCUGCGUGGUGAUGUUUGUGAUCAACUGGUGGGCAGCGCUGCUCACAAACGGCAUCGUCCUGGCGCUCUACAUCUACGUCAGCUACAAGAAACCAGAUGUGAACUGGGGUUCGUCGACACAAGCGCUGAUGUACAAUAAGGCACUAACACAUAGUCUGCAUCUCACCGGGGUUGAGGACCAUAUCAAGAACUUCAGGCCUCAGUGUCUUGUAAUGUCUGGAUACCCAAACUCAAGACCAGCGCUGCUGUAUCUAGUGCACGCCUUCACCAAAAACGUGGGUUUGAUGGUCUGUGGACACGUACGCACGGGAUUCCGUAGGCCGAACUCGAAGGAUAUGAUGAACGAGCAGGUCCGCUAUCAGCGCUGGCUCCUGAAGACACGAAUCAAAGCCUUUUACACUCCUGUGUUUGCUGAUGAUCUCAGACAAGGAGCUCAGUAUCUCCUGCAGGUCAGAACAAAGAGCCCAUGUAAUGACCUCAAUCAGAACGCCUUUAAAUCUAAGAACAGACAUAGAUGUGAGACAGAUCUGUGUGGAUGUGAAUAG
Molecule: messenger RNA, 2681 nt
Organism: Carassius gibelio (silver crucian carp)
Lineage: Eukaryota; Metazoa; Chordata; Actinopteri; Cypriniformes; Cyprinidae
Product: solute carrier family 12 member 2-like
Exons: 18
Coding region: 264-2681 (805 amino acids)
Biological process (GO): sodium ion transmembrane transport; chloride ion homeostasis; cell volume homeostasis
Cellular component (GO): membrane
Molecular function (GO): ammonium channel activity; sodium:potassium:chloride symporter activity
Source: RefSeq, a predicted model, not a curated record